Messenger RNA from Spodoptera litura, 1366 nucleotides. Its product is annotated as uridine 5'-monophosphate synthase. The record is from RefSeq and is a predicted model, not a curated record. Gene Ontology annotation, molecular function: orotidine-5'-phosphate decarboxylase activity; orotate phosphoribosyltransferase activity. Gene Ontology annotation, biological process: UMP biosynthetic process; pyrimidine nucleobase biosynthetic process. Lineage: Eukaryota; Metazoa; Arthropoda; Insecta; Lepidoptera; Noctuidae.
UCACGGAUACGACGUGUGAUCCAUAAAUAAAUAUCGCAUUAUUUAAUUCGCCAUUUUCUAAUUUCACUCCAUAUUUAGUGAUGUGGUAACGAUAUAGACUAAAGAACGUUUAGGUAAAUCGUAAUUAAUCGAUAAGUAAUAAAGCGUUAUUUUAAAAAUAAUUUUGGAAAAUUUUUCGCAACGAUUCCAGAUUACAGACUAUAGUGUUGUGUUUUAAUAAACAAGUGUGUCAUUCGAUGGACAACGAAUUGAAUAAUUUGGUCCUAAAUUGGGGUCCGUUACUGAUGCAGCGUCGAGAUUACUGUUCAGUGGACAUUCAGACUGUGCUAACGUUAGUGUGAAGGUUUCUUCACCGUCUACCUAGUGUUGGUCGGAACUCCGUGAAGAUAUCACAAUGUUAUCCUUGGAAGAGCUAGCGGUCCGCCUAUUCGAUGCCGGGGCGGUGCGCCUGGGGGACAUCGAGGCCAAGAUCGGCAGGCGCACACCCAUCUACUUCGACUUACGAGUUGUUGUGUCUCAUCCGCAGAUUAUGCUUUCGGUGGCUCAACAUUUGGAGAAGCUCGCGAAAGACAUCAAUCAUGAGCUGUUAUGUGGCGUCCCGUACGCAGCGCUGCCACUCGCCGCCGUCAUGUCCAUCAACACAAACACUCCAAUGAUCAUGAAAAGGAAAGAAACCAAAAUGUACGCUACGAAACGAAUCCUAGAAGGAAUCUUCGAGAAAAACCAGAAAUGUCUUGUCGUCGAGGACGUAGUGACAUCUGGUGGCAGCCUUAUGGAAACUGUUAGCACUUUACGUUCCGAAGGCUUGGAAGUCACGCACGCCGUAGUAGUUCUCGACCGCGACCAAGGUGGCGUUAGUGUAUUGAAACAGAACGGUAUUGAAGUAAAAUCAAUUUUCAGUUUGACUGGUUUGCUGAGAAUCUUGAAUGAAGCCGGCAAGAUUAGUGACGAAACUGUUGAUAUUAUUUUAGAACAUAUUAAGGAAUGCCAGUUUAGCAACUUGGAUUUCAUGAAGGAUAACUUAGAGAUUAUGUCACUUUGAUAUUUUGAUUUAGAAAGUUAAGAUAUAGUUAGGUUCCACUGGUUUCAAUACCAGCUUAUACUACCUGAAUCCAACCAUCCAAGAAUAUUUUGCCGACUAAAAUGAUGAUAAUUAUGUAGGAACCUAUGUCUUUACAUAGUAAUUAAUACAUUAGAAUAGUAAGUAAGUAAACAGGUACCAAGUAUUUGCCUAAAUGACUAAUGUAUCUCUAUUUAUAUAAUGUAACAAUAAGUAUCUAUAAAGACGAUUUUCUACUUAUAAAUAUGCGUAAUUACAAUGUAAGAAGAAUGUUUGUAAUAUUUAAAAAUAUAGAAUUAAAUUUAA